This is a messenger RNA of Thelazia callipaeda (thelaziosis nematode), 327 nucleotides long. The record is from the annotation of a GenBank genome assembly. NCBI's taxonomy places the organism in Eukaryota, Metazoa, Nematoda, Chromadorea, Rhabditida, Thelaziidae.
AUGGAAAUAAGAGAAGUACCGCCAAAACGUUAUCAAUAUACUCCAGCAUCUGAAGAAAGCUCUGAAAUGAUGGAUGACUUGGAAGAUGUGGAUGAUGAGCAUUCGUAUAAAUUACUUGAUCUUGACAAAUUACCUUACGGCAUUUUGGAUAGUAAAAAAAGUGAAUUUUCUAACGAUGACUUUAACAAUAAGGGUGACGGCAUAUCUGAUUCAAGCAAAAAAACUGCUGAUAACCAUGAUGAGGAAGAAAGUGACGAAAAUGACGACGUGGAAUCUGAAUACGAUAGUGCAGAUGGCAUUAUCAUUGGAAACAAGUAUCUUAUGUAA